GAAAAAUAUUGGAUAUUGGAUUCGCAAUUGACUUGACUUAACCGCUACUGGAAAACAUCAAUGAAUUGUCGAUGUGACGCACCAAUCAUUUUUAUGACAGUUUGACCUUCUGGAGCUCAGCAACCCUCUGCAAUAAAUGAUGCUACUAGAUCAACGCCUUACUGUUUACGAAACACGUGCAAGUAUACACACGUUGUUUUGAUUUUAUUGGCUGCCGUUCUUCUAACUGUUUACUAGCAGUUCUGUUGCACACGUUUUAGCCCAUGCCAUACAACUUAUUCACUGUCAAUUACGCGAUAACACUGGAUCUAUAUCUGACAUUCCUUCGAAUUAUUUUUCGCUUAUUUUUAUAGUUGUGGAUUUAUAUUUCAAACUGUGAACGCGCAUCAUUCUGACAAUGAUUUGACAAUAUUCUUUGUCUUUUUUAUCAACUAUCAUUAUCAACGUCCAGUCGAGCGUUAUUUCUUCAAACUUACUUCCAAUAGAUUUAUUCAAAUUCAAUCUAUUUGUAACGUAUUUGUCCAAUGCGAUGUUGAAUUUCAAACAAAUGAUUUAUUAAUUUUUCACAUUUAUUCAUCAAUUACUACUAUUCAAUUAAAUUUGUAUCAUUUUAAAUGUAUACUUUAAUUGUAUUAUUCUAUUUAUAUUUACUUGAAGGUAUACCAUAUGGUGUUCAAUCACGAUUUCUACCACUUAUUUUUCGUAAUAAAGGUCUUUCAUUAACUUCACUUGGUCUCCAUAAACUCCUACAUAUUCCUUGGUUAUUUAAAAGCUUAUAUGCUCCAAUAAUUGAUAGACAUGUCAAUAAAAGACUCUGGUUAUUUAUUAGUUUCAGUGGUUUAUUUCUAUGUACAAUGUUAUUAUAUGUAAAAACUGAACAAUUAGUUAGUGGAGAUCAUUCAAUCAUGUUUAGUAUUUCAGUUGGCCUUUUUCUAUAUAAUUUUUGGGCAGCAUCACAAGAUAUCACAGUGGAUUCAUUAACUUUGUCGAUUUUAAAAUCAAAUCAAAUUUCUCUAGGGAAUACUAUACAAGUUGUUGGUUAUAAAUGUGGUGCUAUUAUUGGUGGUGGACUGCUGGCAUGGUUAUCAGCUUUUAUACAAAUGAAUUAUUUGUUUAUAUUACUUGGUUGUUUAUAUGCUAGUGGUAUGUGUUUUUGUUUGAUUGGCAAAUGUUGGAAAUUUAUCAGCGUUAAACAGUUGUCAUAUGAGAAAAUGUGUAUUGAAGUAGAUGAAGAUGAGAAUCCAAAUGGUGGACAAGAUUUACUUGUGAUGGAAUCAAAACAACAAUAUUCAUACACAAAAGCUUUCAAAAUCGCUUUGAUUAAUUCAAUGAGUUCACGUUGUCUUAUUGUUCUUUUAUUGAUUUAUAAACUUGGCGAACAAGGAUCUAUGAAUAUGUUACCUUUGAUGUUUUUUGAUAGAGGAUUUUCUUUAUCGAAAGUUGGAUUUUGGACAGGUGUUAUUGGACAAUUUGCAUCUAUCAUUGGGUCUUCUUCUGGAUAUUAUAUUGAGAAAAAACUCAGAUCUCCGCUAACUUCCAUUCUCACCCUGAUGAUAAUUCGUAUUUGUUUACAAUUUCCUCUAACAAUGAUUGCUUUCGAAUCUGUUUGGAUAAAUGCGCCUAAUGUUUCUUUCUGGAUAGGUUGUUUAUUGAUGAAUAGUUUACUUGUGGUUAGUGGAGGAAUUACAACAGUCAUAUUCACUUUGAUGAUGCAUUGUACUUGCUCUGAAACAACUAAAGAUUAUCAAGCAACACAUUAUUCAAUAUUAAGUACAGCAGAAUUAUUGGGAAAACUUAUAUUUGGUACAAUAGCUGCAUAUUUGACCGAUGUAUUUGGUUAUGGAGUUGCUUAUGUAUGCUUUUUAAAUUUAUCUCUAUUGCCAAUUAUAUAUGUUUAUAAAUACUAUGGGAAAUUUCGAUUUUGUCCAUGAAUAGUGGUUAUUAUACUGCGAUAUUCAUCCAAUAUCCUAAGAGAAUUAUUGGUCAAAUCCUAUUGGUCGGUUUCUAUUGGUCAAAAUUAUGGUCGUUAUAACUGUCAAAGUCAAAUACUUCAAUGUUGUUUCUUAUUGGUUGUCCUAACUAUCAAUGUCACUUCAAAUGUUACUUCCUAUUGGUCGUCUGAACUAUCAAUGUCACAGACUUCGAUGCUGUUUCCUAUUCGACCAAAAUGUAUAAAUACGCAUUAUGUGUAACGUUUUGUGAUGAGGACCUGGACUCGGUCCCGGAUCGCUAGUCCGGGAUCCUUAUUUUCUUCUGGACUCGGACCUCGUGCUUUCUGGAUGCUUGUAGAAUACAGGUUCUACUUCAUAUCAUGUCUUCUUAUUUUAACUAAAUAUGAGGGUUGGAAUAAUCGUAUUUGAGUAGCAUGUGGUGUCG
This is a messenger RNA of Schistosoma turkestanicum, 2376 nucleotides long. The record is from the annotation of a GenBank genome assembly. NCBI's taxonomy places the organism in Eukaryota, Metazoa, Platyhelminthes, Trematoda, Strigeidida, Schistosomatidae.